Ophidiomyces ophidiicola is the source of this 1191-nucleotide messenger RNA. RefSeq lists its product as uncharacterized. Gene Ontology annotation, biological process: protein transport; Golgi organization; intra-Golgi vesicle-mediated transport. The transcript has 2 exons. Gene Ontology annotation, cellular component: COG complex; membrane. Bases 1 to 1191 code for a protein of 396 amino acids. NCBI's taxonomy places the organism in Eukaryota, Fungi, Ascomycota, Eurotiomycetes, Onygenales, Onygenaceae. The record is from RefSeq and is a predicted model, not a curated record.
AUGUGGGCGUUAAGGUCGAGUCAUCAGCUGCAAGAGAUGCGAGAAUAUGAAACGACAACAGACGGAAGACCACCAAAGAUAUCAAAAGGUGUAAUCGUGUCACUUUGUCUGGCGAAUCGACUGCUCAUCAAGCGGGAAGAUUGGGUCGACGCAUGCCUGCUGGCUCGCAUUGGCGUACAGAAGCACAAAAUCAAAGACCAGGAUUCAUUCAAGAUUGCGCCUGUCAAGCUUCUGCGCCAGUUGGAGCCGCCAGUCCUGGGCCGAAGUCCAAGCCACCACGUUGCCAAUGCGAUGUGGUGGGAUGCGUUGGCAGUUGAGUUCGGCGAAUCGUCCGAGUCAGAAGCGGAAGCCAUCGAAGGAGAUGAUUACCUCCCAUUCCCAAAGCCGCUUUCCAGGGCAUCCUUUAAUACCCCAGGCUUCCAGUCCGCCGAGUUUCUGUCCUCUCUUUCCAAUAGACACCAAUCUCUUGCAGACUUGCAGAGUGAACUCCGAGAACUGAGCCAAUUGCUGAAUAAAGAGUUACUUGACCUAGUCAACGAAAACUAUCAAGACUUCCUGUCACUCGGGACUGCCCUACAAGGUGGAGAAGGAAAAGUCGAAGAAAUUAGAACCGUGCUGUUGGGUUUUCAGCGCGAUGUGCGGGCGGUAAAAGAAACAUUCGAAAACAAAACAGCGCAGAUUAAGGAGUUGCUGGAUACCAAAAGGCGCCUACAAACUGGCAUCUCUGUUGGUUAUGAUUUGUUAGAUAUUGCCGAGAGAGUUGACUUAUUGCAACGCAAGCUUAUGAUUUCUCAAAGCAACACGGAAGAUAGUGGACUUACCGAAUACCAGGAAGUGGAUGACGAGCUGACUGGAAGUGAAGAUGAAGAAAGUGACGUGGAUGAGCUCCAUGGACAACUUGGUAGGGACAACCUGCCCCUUGUUUCUUUACAGAGACUGGAACGGCAUAUUCAGCAAUAUGUUAGCUUAAAAAUUGCUAUUGGUCGUGUUGGAGAACACCCGUUUGUGGAAGGGCAAAAAAGCAGGAUUACAAGCAUCAGAAUGGCCUUAGUCUCGGAUCUCAACAAUGCGAGUAAACUAGCUGAAACAGCCACAAAAAAGGAAUAUCGGCUACUCAAGAUUUUACAUCUGUACAAGCUUUUAGAAGAACAGGCUCCAGAGAGCCUUACAUCAACGAAAUCAAAAAGUUAA